AUGGAAACAGUAACUUGGUUUAUCACAAUAACAGAUCAACCGAUAACUUCGAGCUUCCGAAGGGAGGGAGGGGGGAAGAAAAAAAAGAAAGAACAGAAACAAUACAAAGGUAAAUCAAGUUCGAACUUUGACCGUUAUACUGCUGAAUAUCCUGCAUCCGAUACAAACAAAAUACCCUUUGAAAGCUAUGCUUUCGCAAUCAAUUUAUUAUCCAAUAUUUGGAAAGAAAUGGCAUGGUACAUAUUUGGAUGUGUGGGCGAAAAUGCAUACAAACUCGGUGGUAAAACAACUAGCCACAGUUUGAAACUAAAAUUCCGAAUUCUGAAUCCAACAUCAUACUUGGAAUUCACUAAAAUUGAUUCGAUUACGGGGUAA
Loa loa (African eye worm) is the source of this 375-nucleotide messenger RNA. RefSeq lists its product as hypothetical. The transcript is spliced from 6 exons. NCBI's taxonomy places the organism in Eukaryota, Metazoa, Nematoda, Chromadorea, Rhabditida, Onchocercidae. Bases 1 to 375 code for a protein of 124 amino acids. The record is from RefSeq and is a predicted model, not a curated record.